Molecule: messenger RNA, 1545 nt
Organism: Harmonia axyridis
Lineage: Eukaryota; Metazoa; Arthropoda; Insecta; Coleoptera; Coccinellidae
Product: phosphatidate cytidylyltransferase, photoreceptor-specific-like
Exons: 3
Coding region: 303-1478 (391 amino acids)
Cellular component (GO): endoplasmic reticulum membrane
Molecular function (GO): phosphatidate cytidylyltransferase activity
Source: RefSeq, a predicted model, not a curated record
UACUUGAUACAGUUUUCCAACGUCUAUCAUAAAAAAAAAAUGUCACAAUGAUUAUUUCAGUAUUGACUUAAGUCAGAAAACAAGUCAUUUAAUAAUUCCUAGAAACGUGAUACGUAGUUUAUCGAAAUAGUAAUCAAUGAAAUCAUAAAGGUAAACAGUCUACUUUUGGAACACUAUCGAAUGCUUUGGAUCAUUACAGAUAACGCUGCUACUACUAUUGAAGCCAUGUCGUAAAAUAGAAUCAAUCAAUAUUUUGUGAUUUCUUGAGUAUGGGUUCAGUGCUGUAGAAUGAAGAUUGUGUUAUGGAUUCAUUACAUAGAAGUGUUCAUGACCAACUCCGGAAAAGAGAAUAUGUUGAAGAAAAGAAGGUGACACCUAACUGGAAACAAAGAGUCAAAGCAGGCCUGCUGAUGAUGAGCUCCUUCCUAUUCAUCCUCUACCAAGGUUCUCUAGCAGUAGCAGCCACUAUCCUCAUGGUCCAGCUGAUGUGCUACAAGGAGAUCCUCACCAUAUGUUACACGAUCAACAAGAACCCGAGUCUACCGAAGUUUAGGAUGACAGCCUGGUACUUCUUCAUCGUUUGGAACUACACCCUACUCGGAGAAACUUUUGGUGAACAGUUUAAGAGUGUUUUCGAAAAGGAUCGUUAUCUUUCGUUCAUCUUCGACCAUAGUAGAUUCAAAGGGUGUUGUUUGUAUUUUGGCGGGAUAGUGAUGUUCGUGAUAAACCUGGCUGGGAAGUAUGAUAUUAAGAGAUUCAGGUUACUGGCCAUACUUCACGUUUUGUUGGUGGUGAUAACAUUGCCUACGUAUCUCUUGGUGAAGUGCUCGUUGGAAGGUAUGGUUUGGGCUGUUAUUCCACUAGCUUCGGUCAUCUUGAACGAUAUCUUCGCCUAUGUGUUCGGAAAAGUUAUGGGAAGAACACCUUUGAUCCACCUUUCUCCAAACAAGACUCGAGAAGGGUUUCUUGGAGGUAUUGUUGGGACCAUCAUCUCUACGAUAGCCUUGGCUCACUUCCUGUCCAGAUACAACCAUUUCAUCUGCCCAACGGAGUACAACGAAUUAACUGGAAUAAUAGAGAUAAAUCCCAAUUGCACACCUUCACUGCUUUUCGUACCAACUGAGUACAACAUUAUGCCAGGAUUUAGCAUGAAGCUGCUUCCCUUCCAUCUGGAUUCUUUCUACAUAGCCCUCUUCGCUAGUUCGAUUGCACCUUUUGCUGGUUUCUUCGCAUCUGGGUUCAAGAGGGCGUUCAAUAUUAAGGACUUUAGUGACACUAUACCGGGACACGGUGGUAUUUUGGAUAGAUUCGAUUGUCAGUUUCUAAUGGCGAUUUUUGUGUAUGUGUACAUGUCAACGUUCUUGAAGACGAGUAAGUUUAAGAAGUUGUACGGUAAGGUUAUGCACCUGAGUGAUCGUGAUCAGCUUGUUUUUUAUGAUAUGUUGAAGAGUGUUCUGGAAGAGCAGAAUAUGUUGUGAUAUUGAAGUAUGUUAUUUGAUUGUUGUUGUUGAUAUUUAUGAAAAAUAUAAAGAUUUUUAAAUCCUU